UCAGUACUGUGUAAGCUGCAUCAAUGGAGCACAUACAGGGGGCCUGGAAGACGAUCAGCAAUGGUUUCGGAUUUAAAGACACAGUGUUUGAUGGCCCCAGCUGCAUUUCUCCUACAAUAGUGCAGCAGUUUGGUUAUCAGCGUCGGGCAUCAGAUGAUGGCAAACUUACGGAUUCUUCUAAGACAAGCAAUACUAUCCGUGUUUUCUUGCCGAACAAGCAAAGGACAGUGGUCAAUGUGCGCAAUGGGAUGAGCUUGCAUGACUGUCUGAUGAAGGCACUGAAGGUGAGGGGCCUGCAGCCCGAGUGCUGCGCCGUCUUCCGGCUUCUCCAUGAGCACAAAGGUAAAAAAGCACGUUUGGAUUGGAAUACAGAUGCAGCUUCAUUAAUUGGAGAGGAGCUUCAAGUAGAUUUUCUGGACCACGUUCCCCUCACAACACACAACUUUGUACGGAAGACCUUCCUGAAGCUUGCCUUCUGCGACAUCUGUCAGAAGUUUCUGCUAAAUGGAUUUCGGUGUCAGACUUGUGGCUACAAGUUUCACGAGCACUGUAGCACCAAAGUCCCUACCAUGUGUGUGGACUGGAGUAACAUCAGGCAGCUCUUAUUAUUUCCCAAUUCCACUGUUGGCGAUCCUGGCGUCCCAGCACUUCCUUCUCUGACGAUGCGUCGAAUGCGAGAAUCUGUUUCUAGGAUGCCUGCUAGUUCCCAGCACCGGUACUCCACACCCCACGCCUUCACGUUCAACACGGCCAGCCCCUCUUCCGAAGGCUCCCUCUCUCAAAGGCAGAGGUCAACUUCCACGCCAAAUGUCCACAUGGUCAGCACUACUUUGCCUGUGGACUGCAGGCUGAUCGAGAAUAACAGCCUGGAUGCUUCUCCCAGGGCGUGGUCCAGACGAUUUUGUUUGAGGGGAAGAGAUGCAAUCCGGAGUCACAGUGAAUCAGCCUCGCCUUCAGCCUUGUCCAGCAGUCCCAACAACCUCAGCCCCACAGGCUGGUCGCAGCCCAAAGCGCCGGUGCCAGCGCAGAGAGAGCGGGCGCCAGGACCCGGGAGUCAGGAGAAGAACAAGAUCAGGCCUCGUGGUCAGAGAGACUCAAGCUAUUAUUGGGAAAUAGAAGCCAGUGAAGUGAUGCUGUCGACUCGGAUUGGAUCAGGCUCCUUCGGAACGGUUUAUAAGGGCAAAUGGCACGGAGACGUUGCAGUGAAGAUCCUGAAGGUGGUCGACCCCACGCCAGAGCAGUUCCAGGCCUUCAGGAAUGAGGUGGCCGUGCUUCGCAAAACGCGGCACGUGAACAUCCUGCUCUUCAUGGGCUACAUGACCAAGGACAACCUGGCGAUCGUGACACAGUGGUGCGAGGGCAGCAGCCUCUACAAACACUUGCACGUCCAGGAGACCAAGUUCCAGAUGUUCCAGCUGAUCGACAUCGCCCGGCAGACAGCCCAGGGCAUGGACUAUUUGCAUGCAAAGAACAUCAUCCACAGAGACAUGAAAUCCAACAACAUAUUUCUCCACGAAGGCCUGACGGUGAAAAUCGGAGAUUUCGGCCUGGCAACGGUCAAGUCCCGCUGGAGUGGCUCCCAGCAGGUUGAACAACCCACUGGCUCUGUCCUGUGGAUGGCUCCAGAGGUGAUACGGAUGCAGGACAACAAUCCCUUCAGCUUUCAGUCCGAUGUCUAUUCUUACGGCAUUGUCCUGUACGAGCUCAUGACGGGGGAGCUGCCCUACUCACACAUCAACAACCGUGACCAGAUCAUCUUCAUGGUGGGUCGAGGUUACGCCUCCCCCGAUCUUAGUAAGCUCUACAAGAACUGCCCCAAAGCCAUGAAGAGACUUGUGGCCGACUGUGUGAAGAAGGUGAAGGAGGAGAGGCCGCUCUUCCCCCAGAUCCUGUCCUCCAUCGAGCUGCUCCAGCACUCUCUGCCCAAAAUCAACCGGAGCGCCUCCGAGCCAUCCCUGCACCGGGCGGCCCAUACUGAGGAUAUCAAUGCCUGCACGCUGACCACAUCCCCGAGACUGCCCAUCUUCUAGCUGACUGCACCCCUGCACUCAGCCACGGGGAGAUAGGGCUCAGCAGGCGCCACUCGCUGCUGCUAAGGACCUCCUGACAACUCACAGGGCCUUAACUUCACGAUGCCUUUUUCUUCUCCCCGUCUGGCCCUGGGAGAAGGAAGCCAUUCACCAUGCUGCUUCGGCCUGCUCCUCCCUGUGCUCCUGAGCUAUGAGCCUUCUCCCGGGGCACCAGUGGCUGCUGAAGGCAAGAUAUGAUCUAGGCCCCAGCUGUUGGCAAAUGUGUGUUUUGGAGGAGGGGGUGCAGGGAGGGAAGCACUUGGAGGGACAGUGGAGGGACGUGGACAGGUGACCCAGACAUGAGGAUUUUGGCAAUCUGCUCCUUGGAGGGACACUUGUCCCAGGACUUCACUGCAGACAGCGGUUGGUGCCAGACAGGGGUUUUGCACAGAACGCACCAAACAGCCCAGGACUGUCCACACUGGCUGCCUGCUGGGCCCUGCUUUGGUACUAUGGAACUUGACUUUAGGGGGCAUUUCUAUCACCAGGAGGUGUCCUGCCACUCCCCCUCAUCCCACCCUGCCCUCAGGGAGAGGCUGUCUCUCUGCUGAAUUUGGGCUUCCAGAAACUGCCCCUGAUGGGGCCAGUUAUGUUUGUGCAAGGAAGCCAAGAGGACAGGUUUCCCAGAUAAAUUGGAUUUUAAUUGUUUUUAUUGCGCCUGACAAAAUACAGUUAUUCAAUGGUUCCUCGAUUAUGUUAUUUUAAUAAAAUAAAUUAAAUGUAGGUUAA
This is a messenger RNA of Suncus etruscus (white-toothed pygmy shrew), 2798 nucleotides long. It is a transcript of the gene RAF1, whose product is annotated as Raf-1 proto-oncogene, serine/threonine kinase. Bases 24 to 2030 code for a protein of 668 amino acids. Gene Ontology annotation, cellular component: plasma membrane; cytosol; mitochondrion. NCBI's taxonomy places the organism in Eukaryota, Metazoa, Chordata, Mammalia, Eulipotyphla, Soricidae. Gene Ontology annotation, biological process: protein phosphorylation; signal transduction. The transcript is spliced from 17 exons. Gene Ontology annotation, molecular function: protein kinase activity; ATP binding. The record is from RefSeq and is a predicted model, not a curated record.